Molecule: messenger RNA, 2659 nt
Organism: Diabrotica balteata
Lineage: Eukaryota; Metazoa; Arthropoda; Insecta; Coleoptera; Chrysomelidae
Source: the annotation of a GenBank genome assembly
AGUUCUUGAAACAAUAAAUAUCAUAAAUAUCUUGAUGGUAUAAAUUCGUGGUUUGAGUUGUUUUGUUGGUUAUUAAUUUUUGACCUACCGACGAACACAGUUUUUAUUUUGUUAUUAACAUGAAAUACAAAGUUUUAUGUAUUUGCCUUGUGGUUUUAUUUAAUAUAAAACCAGGGAAAUGUGCUACAGGAGAUGUCAGCUUCAUAAUUUUUUCAGAUAAUGAAAACAAAGGACAUUUAAUAGAAAAACGGGAUGUCGAGCAGAAACCGCCAAUUAUUUACGAGAUGAAUGUCAACUCAAACGUUUCUAAUCGUUUUGCGACGACAGUCAUCGAAAGCAAAGUCAAGAAUGCAUACGCUGUACCCCGAGAAGCUGUCUUUUCUGUAAUUCUUCCAGAACAAGCAUUUAUUUCUGAGUUCGUAAUGAUAAUAGGCGGAAAAAGUUACAAGGCGUAUGUCAAAGGAAAGGAAGAAGCUAAAAAUAUUUAUGACAAGGCUGUAUCUAGUGGUCAAAGUGCAGCGCAUGUAGCUGUAAGUGCAAGAGAUUCGCAUAGGUUUACAGUGUCUGUAAAUGUAGAACCUGAAGCCAAAGCUACAUUUUUGUUGACCUAUGAAGAAUUACUAGAAAGAAGAAAUAACCAGUACGAACUGGUAUUAAAUAUCAACCCCGGACAAAUUGUGAAAGAUUUAAAUGUGAAGGUUAACAUCAGCGAGAGCAGACCACUAGUAUUUGUAAAAACUCCAGCUUUACGUUCUGGUAACGAGGUUAGUAAAAACGAAGAUAAAUUAUCACCCUCUGCAAACAUAGAAAAGAUAAGUCCCACAAAUUCAAUUAUUACAUUCCAACCAGAUGUUGAAAAACAAAAGGAAUAUGGAAAGGAAUUAGUAGGUAAAGAAACAGAUGGACUUACUGGACAGUUUAUCGUUCAAUAUGAAGUUGAAAGAGAUCCAUCCGGAGGAGAGAUCCUAUUAAAAGACGGCUAUUUUAUUCAUUUCUUCGCACCAAAAGAUAUAGAAUCUCUACCCAAAAACGUGUACUUUAUUUUGGACACGAGUGGAAGUAUGGUUGGAAUUAAAAUACAACAACUAAGGAAUGCCAUGAACAGUAUUUUAGAUGAAAUUAAACCAGAAGAUACGCUUAACAUUGUAGAGUUUAAUAGUGAAACUUUUGUAUGGAAUAUUGAAGCUGAAACAUCCGUAAAAGUCAAGUUUAGUAAUUAUACUCAUCCUUACGAACAACUUAAGGAAAAUGACAUGCCUGGACCUCUUCCUGCUUCACAACCAAAUAUUGCCAAAGCAAAGAAACUUGUUUCUAAUAUGGUCGCAACAGGAGGAACUUAUAUGAUUGGUGGGUUAGAAACUGCUCUCUAUCUUAUUAAAUCUGAGAUGGAGAGAUCAGUAGGCACUGACAAUAAAAGACAGCCGAUUGUAAUCUUUUUGACGGAUGGACAACCAAAUAUAGGUUUAUAUUCUACAGAUGAAAUUACCAAACAAGUAACACAUUUGAAUUCGGAUGGUAUUAAUGUGCCCAUUUUCUCGCUGUCGUUUGGACAAGGAGCGGACAAAGCCUUUUUAAGAAAGCUUUCACUCGAAAAUUCUGGAUUUUCGCGACACAUUUAUGAUGCAAGCGAUGCUGCUCUACAGUUGCACGACUUUUAUAAAAUAAUAUCAUCACCUCUAAUGACCAACAUCAACUUUAAAUAUGACACGGAAGCCAAGGAACUGACUAAAAUCCACUAUCCUAUCUACUUCAGAGGAAACGAAAUUGCUAUUGCUGGAAAGUAUACAGGUAACAAACUAACUGCUGAAGUAAACGCUUUAGGCAGAAGAGGGCCCAUUAGGUUAUUACCAAAAAUAGAAGAACCCGUUACAUCUUUGGAGAGAUUGUGGGCUUAUCUGACCAUUAAACAAACUCUUGAAAAAAGGGAAGUAGCCGAAAAUAAGGAUGAGUUGACCAAAAAAGCUCUAGAAUUAGCUCUUAAGUAUUCUUUUGUGACUGAGGUUACCUCACUAGUUGUUGUGAAACCCAACGCAACUAAUGCUGUUAAUACUGAAGAAGCAUCUCAAUCAAAUAGAGGAGGGUCAGUAAUAGCUUAUAACAAAAUGGCUAGAAGACCUGCCAUUGGUCAUUCAUAUAAUUUAGCGUCUGCCUCGUUUGCACCCUUGGCCCACAGGACCUCAGUAAAGUAUGCUACACGACCUUCACCUUGGCAUGUUUCUGAGCAUAGUCGUGCUCCAACGUCAACUAUUCCUUAUGUAAAACCUAAAAUUGAGGAUAAAUUACCUUGGCUAGCAACAGCUAUGAAUUCCAACAGGACAAUUACUUUACCAGAUGGUGUUUUUGAACUGGGAGAUAGCAACCUUGUUAAUUAUGCUCACGGUGCUUGUCCAAAAACCCCACAAGGGGUUGAAGGUGAAUGUGUAUUAAUCAAAGAUUGCCCGACCGUUUUACCUUAUUUGACUGACUUAGCAGCAUACACGAAAUACUUUUGUCCAGUAGAAUCAAAGUAUGCUGGCGUGUGCUGUCCUAAAGUAUUAAAACCUUCUGCUACGGGGUUAUAAUAAAUUUUUGUAAUUAGUAUUGUUAAAUAAAAAUUAUAUUUUUAUAUUAAAACAUAUUAUUAAUUAAAAUAUUUUACUAUACCUGGAUAUGAUUUCCG